AUGAAUGUGGAAGUGGAAUGGGUAGAGAACACCACCGACGUCGAACUACCAGAUUAUGUGGAGCGAAUGCUCGGUCCGAACUUCAAUGUGGAAAUAGUUCAUGUUCAGCGACAACCACGACAUUCACCGGAAGAGUGGAUCCGGAAAGACGUCAUCAAGUGCAAAAAGUUCCUGAAAGAAAAUCCGAAUUUGGUCAUCACGAAGGCGGAUAAAGGCAGCAGAACGGUGAUCCUAACAGCGGAAGAGUACCAAACCAAGAUGAAGGAUCUCCUUAGCGACGAAAGCACCUACAAGAAGCUGUCGACCAAUCCAACCAACAGAGACUUGAGAAAAAUUAACGGCAUGCUCGAUGAGUGGCACAACAAAGGAUACAUAGACGGACGCACGCAGAGAAGGUUGAAGGAGUCAAGCUGCAACCCACCGCGAAUCUAUGGACUACCGAAGACGCACAAAGAAAACAGGCCACUCCGUCCGGUUGUGUCAACGAUUGGCUCAGCUACGUACAACAUAGCUAAAUACCUGUCGGACAUAAUCGGUAACAUAGUAGGCAAACACGACUUCCACGUCCGCAAUAGUUUCGAUUUCGCCAGUGAAAUAACAGGGUUCCAGACGGACGAGAACGAGGUGCUUUUUUCGUUAGAUGUGGUUUCACUGUAUACGAACGUACCAGUCGAUUUCGCUCUACGAUGCCUCGAGGAGCGGUGGGAAGAAGUGGAGCAGCACACGAAUAUCGACAAAACGGACUUCGUGGACGCAGUGAAGCUAGUGUUGGAAUCGACGUUCUUCGUGUAUCAGGGAGAUGUAUACGAACAGACAUUCGGUGUACCCAUGGGUUCGCCAUUAUCAUCAGUAAUUUCCAAUGUGGUGAUGGAAAAAUUGGAACAGGAGUGCAGGAUGCAGCUGCAGGAGAUAGGUAUACAUCUGAAGCUGUACCGUAGAUACGUGGACGACUGUAUGUGUAUAGCUAGAAGGGAGCACAUCCAAACGAUCGUGGAUACGUUCAAUAGUUUUCACGAUCGUCUCCAGUUUACUGUUGAAAUGGAAGUGGGAGGGAAAAUAAAGUUUCUUGACAUGAUGUUGGAACGGGCGGAUGACCAAAUAAAUACAUCUUGGCUUCCGAAACAUUCUAACGGAGGGUAG
Messenger RNA from Aedes albopictus (Asian tiger mosquito), 1140 nucleotides. RefSeq lists its product as uncharacterized. The coding region runs from base 1 to 1140 and encodes 379 amino acids. The transcript is spliced from 2 exons. The record is from RefSeq and is a predicted model, not a curated record. NCBI's taxonomy places the organism in Eukaryota, Metazoa, Arthropoda, Insecta, Diptera, Culicidae.